CUUUCUGAGACCCUCUCUGUGUCCAGCCCUUUCAGCCCAUCUUCCACGGCCUCACCCAACACCAUAUCCGAGGUCAUUUCUCCAACCAGUGCUUCGAGCUCGACCUCUACAGCUGAAUUGAGUACAAUCUCUGAGGUCAUCUCCACGCCCAGCACGACCUCUCUGAUCUCCAGUUCUACAGAUCUUCAUCCCAGCACUGUCUCUGAAGCAGUCUCCACCAUCCGCACUUCUAUCCCGACUUCCUCGCAGCAGGCCAGCACACUUUUUGAGACCGUCUCUGUGUCCAGCUCUUCCAGCCCAUCCUCCACGGCAUUGCCCAGCACCAUCUCCGGGGUCAUCUCUCCAGCCAGUGCUUCGAGCUCGACCUCCACUGCUGAGUUGAGUACAAUCUCUGAGGUCAUUUCCAUGCCCAGCACAUCCUCCCUGAUGUCCAGUUCUACAGAUCUUCAGCCCAGAACUAUCUCUGAAGCAGUCUCCACACUGAGCACUUCUAUCCCGACUUCCUUCCCCAAGGCCAGCCCAGUUUCUGAGACUGUCUCUGUGUCCAGCUCUUCCAGCCCAUCCUCUACGGCCUCAUCCAGCACCAUCUCUAAGUCCAUCUCCCCAACCAGUGCUUCCAGUUCUACCUCCGCAGCUGAGUCGAAUACAGUCUUCAGGGCCAUCUCCACGCCUAACGCUUCCAGCCUGAUCUCCAGUGCCUAUGCCAGCACCGUCUCUGAAGGACUUUCCAUGAGGAGCACUUCUAUCCCGAUUUCCUCCCACCAGGCCAUCACAGGGUCUGAGACUGUCUCUGUGUCCAGCCCUUCCAGCCCAUACUCCACGUCCUCGCCCAGCACCAUCUCCGAGUCCAUCUCUCCAACUAGUGUUUCCAGUUCUACUUCUGCAGCUGAGUCGAGUACCAUCUCUGAGGCCAUCUCCGUGCCUAGGAAAUCCACCCUGACCUCCAGUGGCCAUCUUAGCACCAUCUCUGAAGCACUCUCUGUACUCAGCACUUCCAUCCUGAUUUCCUCGCACCAGCCGAGCCCAAUCACUGAUACCGUCACUGUGUCCAGCCCUUCUAGCCCAUUCUCUGUUGCCUCUCCCAGCACCAUUUCCCCAACCAGUGCUUCCAGUUCUACUUCCGUAGCUUCAUCACGUACAAUCUCUGAGGCCAUCUCCUCGCCCAGCACAUCCACUCUCAUCUCCAGUUCUACAGAUCUUCAGCCCAGCACAGUCUCUGAAGCAGUCUCCACACUCCGCACUUCUGUCCCUACCUCCUUGCAACAGCCCAGCACAGUUACUGAGACUUUCUCUGUCUCCCUCACUUCCAGCCCAUCUUCCACGGCCUCGCUCAGCACCAUCUCCAUGGGCUUCUCUCCAACCAGUGCUUCCAGUUCUACUUUCGCAGCUGAGUCGAGUACCAUCUCUGAGGCCAUCUCCGUGUCUAGCACGUCCAUCCUGACCUCCAUUUCCCUGCCCAGCACCGUCUCUGAAGCACUCUCCACACUCAGCACUUCUAUCCUGGCCACCUCGCACCAGCCCAGUACCAUUCCUGAGACCUUGUCUUUGCCCAGCAUUUCCAUUCCACCGUCCAUCGCUUCACCCAGCACAGUCACUGAGCCUGUGCCCACAUCCAGUGCUUCCAGUUCUACCUCCGCAGCUGAGUCGAAUACUAUCUCCAGGGCCAUCUCUACGCCUAACGUGUCCACCCUGAUCUCCAGUGCCCCAACCAGCACUGUCUCUGAAGCAUUUUCUAUGCACAGCCCUUCAAGUCUCACCUCCACUGCCCCACCCAGCAGCAUCUCCGAGGGUGUCUCACCAGCUAGGACUUCUAGUCUUAUCUCCACUGCUGAGUCAAGUACUAUCUCUGAGGCCAUAGCCACACCAAGCACAUCCACCCUGAUCUCUAUGCCCAGCCCUUCUAUUCUGACAUCCCCUGCUCAGGUCAGCGCUGUCUCUGAGUCCGUCUCCCCAACCCACGCUUUCACUAUGACCUUCACAGCUGAACCGAGAAGCAUCUCCACAGCCAUGUCCACGCCUGGCGCUUCCAGCCCAACCACUACAAAUCACCCUAGCACUGUCUCCAUGACUUCAAGUGCCCAGCCUGGGACCAUUCCCAUUUCUUCCAGUCUGACCCCCAUGGCUGAGCUGAGCACCAGCUCCAAGACCUUUGGCAAUCUCAGCACUUUCAUUCCGACCUCCAAAUCGGAGGCCACCACCAGCACCUCCAGCACACAGCCCAGCACCAUCUCUGAAGCCUUCUCCUUGGCGAGCACUUUCAUGCCAACCUUCGUGUCCCAGCUCAGCACCAUAUCUGAGGCCAUCUCUACGCCCAUCAUUUCCAGUACGACUUCCACAGCUGAGCCCAGCACUGUCUCUGAGACUGUCUAUGUGUCAAGUAUUUCAAGACCAUCCUCCUUGUCCCUGUCCAGCACCAUGUCGAGGGUCAUUUCCCCUUCAAGCCCUUCCAGCCUGAUUUCCACAGCGGAGCCCAGCACCAUCUCCGAGUUCAUCUCUACGCCUAGUGUUUCUACUCUCAUUUCCAGUUCCCAGCCCAGCACCAUCUCUGAAGCUGUCUCCAUGAGCAGCACUUCUAGGCAGACCUCUAUGGCUGAGCCCAGCACCAAGUCUGAGGCCAUUUCCACAUCCAAUGUUUUCAUUGUCACCUCCCCUGCUGAGUCAGGGACAUUCUCUGAGGAUGUCUCCACACCCAGCACUGUCAUCCCAAGCUCCGUGGCUCUGGCCAGCACUGUCUCUGAGGCCAUCUCUUCGCCUCCCACCGACAGUGAAACCAGGAACAGUGAGACAACCUCUGCCUCAUUCUCUGCACCGCCCUUGCUGACCUCUGCCACUCAGAGAGCCUUCUUCACAUCUGCUACUCGCUCAACUGCCUCUGAAACCACCACCAAGCCGGCGACCUCAGUAACCACCGUUUCUGGUCCAGUCUCAGCAGAGCUCAGCCAUAGUGAGGCAAACUCUAAAAUGGCCACCUCCCAACCAGCUCUGACCUCCCCUUCCACUAUGACUCUGCCAGUGACAACUUCCACCAAAUCCACAACCCACAAGAAAACAUUGGCAACGAUUGUUUCUUUGCCUCCCACCGCAGUGUCCACCUCCAGGAUCUCUAGCACAAUAGUGACUUCAAAGCCAGCAACAAAUCAAGAGUCUUCUACAAGGUCCAUGGCUCCUCUUCUCUCCGUCUCUCCCACAAGGAAACCCACUACUGGAGCCACUCAAGUGUCUCAGCUUCAAUCUAGCAGCACGAAUGCCCCAAUUGUUGUGCCAACCAAAAUGCCAAUGACGAGUGGUUACUCCAAAACUACCACUGGCACCACCACCGCCAUGGUUCCAGCCACCACGAGGAAGCCCCUGCAGUGCCAGAAUGGGGGGACGUUCCUUGCAAACGUGUGUCACUGCCCAGCCGGCUUCACAGGGGAGCAGUGCGAAACGGUGAUGAACAAUGUCAACGUUGACGUGGUUGUGGCUGAGAUCAACAUCACUGUAGAGGUGACAACCAUGGUCUUCAACCAAAGCAUGACAAAUCGCUCCUCCCAAGCCUUCAUAGAAUUCAAGGAAAUCUUCAUCAUCCAGAUGGCGCCGAUGUACAAGCGGAUGGUGCCCGGGUUCCAGCGCAUCGAGGUGAUCCGGCUGAGCAAUGGCAGCGUGGUGGUAGAGCACCGGGUGCUCCUGGCCCUGCCCUACGCCAGCUACGCCAGCGCCUACCCCCAGGCCAUGGCCAACAUCAGUGCCUGGUUCGACAUCACCACCUGCAUCAAUGAGUCGGACACCACCACCCAGGCUCCGCCUCAUGGCUUGUGCUUCAAACCCAACACGACACGUGUCAACGCCCUGGCCCUGCAGACCACAGGUGUGUGCCAGAACAACUCGAACAUCAGCCUGUCCUAUGAGAACUACUUCCUGCCCGUCAACGUCUCGGGCCAGCUCAUGUGCGUCUCCAAUUGCAGCGUCUACCACCCUAACCUCUACACCUGCAGCGGUCGGGGGUACUGCUACAUCCAGACGGGGGGCCCCACCUGCUACGUGGCGGACCUGGAGGAGAGGCAGGAGAAGUGGUUCGAGAACAUGGAGUGGGAGUGGACUGCGCCCCACCAGGGCACUGCCACCGGGACAGCUAGCACAUCCCCGACAACACUUACCAGCUCAUCAGAAACUGCAACUUCAGUUGAUGUCACCACGUCAGCAGGCACCACCAUGACCAGGAAUGUCACCCCCACAAUCUCACUGGAAACCACCAGCACCCCGGAUGUCACGACGUCAGGGGAAACAGCCAUGACAUCUGAUGUAACAACCACCACAUCAGUGGAAUCAACAAUGAUCACAGAUCACACCACCAUUACCUCGAGAGAAACUACCCUGUCCCCACAUGUCACCAGCUCAGCAGAAACUGCAACAUCGGGUGAAGUCACCACGUCAGCGGGCACCACCAUGCCCCCUGAUGUCACCCCCACAAUCUCACUGGAAACCACCAGCACCCCGGAUGUCACCAUUUCAACAGAAACUGCCAUGACAUCUGACGUAACAACCACCACAUCAGUAGAAUCAACAAUGAACACAGAUCACACCACCAUUACCUCGAGAGAAACCACCCUGUCCUCACAUGUCACCACCUCAGUAGAAAUUACAACUUCAGGUGAUGUCACCAUGUCAGAGGGUACCACAAUGCCCCCUGAUGUCACCCCCACAAUCUCACUGGAAACCACCAGCACCCCGGAUGUCACCACAUCAACAGAAACUGCCAUGACUUCUGAUGUAACAACCACCACAUCAGUGGAAUCAACUAUGAUCACAGAUCACACCACUAUUUCCUCGAGAGAAACUACCCUGUCCCCACAUGUCACCACCUCAGCAGAAACUGCAACUUCAGGUGAUGUCACCACGUCAGCGGGCACCACCAUGCCCCCUGAUGUCACCCCCACAAUCUCACUGGAAACCACCAGCACCCCAGAUGUCACCAUUUCAACAGAAACUGCCAUGACAUCUGACGUAACAACCACCACAUCAGUGGAAUCAACAAUGAUCACAGAUCACACCACCAUUACCUCGAGAGAAACUACCCUGUCCCCACAUGUCACCAGCUCAGCAGAAACUGCAACAUCGGGUGAAGUCACCACGUCAGCGGGCACCACCAUGCCCCCUGAUGUCACCCCCACAAUCUCAGUGGAAACCACCAUUACCCCGGAUGUCACCAUGUCAACAGAAACUGCCAUGACAUCUGACGUAACAACCACCACAUCAGUGGAAUCAACUAUGAUCACAGAUCACACCACCAUUUCCUCGAGAGAAACCCCCCUGUCCUCACAUGUCACCACCACAGCAGAAACUGCAACAUCGGGUGAAGUCACCACGUCAGCGGGCACCGCCAUGCCCCCUGAUGUCACCCCCACAAUCUCAGUGGAAACCACCAUUACCCCGGAUGUCACCAUUUCAACAGAAACUGCCAUGACAUCCGACGUAACAACCACCACAUCAGUAGAAUCAACAAUGAACACAGAUCACACCACCAUUACUUCGAGAGAAACCACCCUGUCCUCACACGUUACCACCUCAGCAGAAACUGCAACGUCGGCAGAAACUGCAACUUCAGGUGAUGUUACCACGUCAGCGGGCACCACCAUGCCCCCUGAUGUUACCCCCACAAUCUCACUGGAAACCACCAUUACCCCGGAUGUCACCAUGUCAACAGAAACUGCCAUGACAUCCGACGUAACAACCACCACAUCAGUAGAAUCAACAAUGAACACAGAUCACACCACCAUUACUUUGAGAGAAACCACCCUGUCCUCACACGUUACCACCUCAGCAGAAACUGCAACUUCAGGUGAUGUCACCACGUCAGCGGGCACCACCAUGCCCCCUGAUGUCACCCCCACAAUCUCACUGGAAACCACCAGCACCCCGGAUGUCACCACAUCAGCGGAAACUGCCAUGACAUCUGACGUAACAACCACCACAUCAGUAGAAUCAACAAUGAACACAGAUCACACCACCAUUACCUCGAGAGAAACCACCCUGUCCUCACAUGUCACCACCACAGCAGAAACGGCAACUUCAAGUGAUGUCACCACGUCAGCGGGCACCACCAUGCCCCCUGAUGUCACCCCCACAAUUGGAAUCAACUAUGAUCACAGAUCACACCACCAUUACCUCGCGAGAAACUACGCAGUGGAAACCACCAUUACCCCGGAUGUCACCACGUCAACGGGCACCACCAUGACCAGUAAUGUCACCCCCACAAUCUCAGUGGAAACCACCAUUACCCCGGAUGUCACCACGUCAACGGGCACCACCAUGACCAGUAAUGUCACCCCCACAAUCUCAGUGGAAACCACCAUUACCCCGGAUGUCACCACGUCAACGGGCACCACCAUGACCAGUAAUGUCACCCCCACAAUCUCAGUGGAAACCACCAUUACCCCGGAUGUCACCACGUCAACGGGCACCACCAUGACCAGUAAUGUCACCCCCACAAUCUCAGUGGAAACCACCAUUACCCCGGAUGUCACCACGUCAACGGGCACCACCAUGACCAGUAAUGUCACCCCCACAAUCUCAGUGGAAACCACCACUACCCCGGAUGUCACCACGUCAGUGGAAACUGCCAUGACAUCUGAUGUAACAACCACCACAUCAGUGGAAUCCACUAUGAGCACAGAUCACACCACCAUGACCCCAGAGAGAACGUCCUUGACUGCAACUGGCACUUCCUCAACCCUGGACACCACUAGCACCCCCCAGGCAUCCACUGCCACCACUCUGGUCACCACCUCUCUGCCCCUGACAUCGACAGUCACAACCCAUGCCACCUCCAGAGAAAGUAUCUCCUCAAUUGUGACUUCUACACAUCUCACCUCUACACCUAAACCUCCAGUCAUUUGCCAGAACGGGGGAAGCUACAAUGGGAAGGAAUGCAUCUGCAAGCCUGAAUUCUACGGGACGCUCUGCGAGCUCGCUAAAGACGUUAUCACCACCAAUGUCAGUACAUUCGAGGCUGAGGUGGAUGUUAAAGUGAAGAUCACCAACAGGAUCUACACAGAGGAGCUGAACAAUAAAUCCUCUAUAGCUUAUAUGCAAUUUAAGACUGAAUUCAAAAUGCAGAUGCACAUGGUCUACCAGAAAGUGACUGGGUACAAAGAUGUUGAAAUCCUUGGCUUGAGGAAUGGCAGUAUUGUGGUCGAACACACCGUGAUCGUUGACACCCAACUGAGUUCGGACCUGACGGCUACGCUGGCAUCUGUCACCCAGCAGGUGGUACAGCAGCUGGAGGUCGCCAACACCACGGAGCGGAACUGCACCACAUUCUGCCAAGCAGUCGCCCCCCCGGAGCUCGCCAACUACUACUACCCGCAUGUCACCACAACGGGCACCCUCAGCUGCCUCACCCGGUGCUCCCCGGGCCUGCCCAACUCCCUGAACUGCAACUACGGGCAGUGCCAGCUGAAGAUCUCUGGGCUCGAGUGCGCCUGUGACAACAGGGACACGUUCUGGUACCCAGGCGAUCGCUGCCAAACACGAGUCAAUAAGGUGGGCGUGGCC
Molecule: messenger RNA, 7533 nt
Organism: Pelodiscus sinensis (Chinese soft-shelled turtle)
Lineage: Eukaryota; Metazoa; Chordata; Testudines; Trionychidae
Source: RefSeq, a predicted model, not a curated record